Penicillium alfredii is the source of this 1926-nucleotide messenger RNA. Its product is annotated as H(+)-transporting V1 sector ATPase subunit A. Bases 1 to 1926 code for a protein of 641 amino acids. The record is from RefSeq and is a predicted model, not a curated record. Lineage: Eukaryota; Fungi; Ascomycota; Eurotiomycetes; Eurotiales; Aspergillaceae. Gene Ontology annotation, molecular function: proton-transporting ATPase activity, rotational mechanism; ATP binding; ATP hydrolysis activity. The transcript is spliced from 5 exons. Gene Ontology annotation, biological process: proton transmembrane transport; ATP metabolic process. Gene Ontology annotation, cellular component: fungal-type vacuole membrane; proton-transporting V-type ATPase, V1 domain.
AUGCUAGGCUUGGGUGUGCCUCGACUCAAAGCGCGGCCUUCACUGCUGGAUCUCAUUGCCAGAGACGAACGUCCAGCCCGUGCAUCACCGCCACCGCCCGAGCUGCCACCGCUUCCAGACUCACCCACCUCAACUGCUACCUCCACCGAUCACCUCUCUACGUCCACAUCCACAUCCACCCCUCCUUCCACCAUGGCCCCGGCAAAGGAUACUAGCUCUGAGAGCGAUGGCUCAAUCUUCUCUGUUUCCGGCCCUGUCGUCGUGGCCGAGCACAUGAUCGGCUGUGCCAUGUACGAGUUGUGCCGUGUUGGACAUGACUCACUUGUUGGUGAGGUCAUUCGGAUCGAAGGAGAUAAGGCUACGAUUCAGGUUUACGAAGAGACAGCUGGCUUGACGGUCGGUGACCCGGUGAAGCGAACGGGCAAGCCUCUCUCAGUCGAGCUUGGCCCUGGGUUGAUGGAGACGAUCUACGACGGAAUCCAGCGACCCCUCCGCGCCAUCUCCGACAAGUCCGAAAGCAUCUACAUUCCCCGUGGAAUUUCGGUUAAUGCGCUGGAUCGCGAGAGGAAAUGGGAUUUCAAACCCACGUCCUUCAAGGUCGGCGACCACAUCACGGGUGGUGAUAUCUGGGCCCCCGCUGGUAGCUACACGGUCGAGGAGAAUUUGCUCGAGAUUGAGUUCCAGGGCAAGAAGACCGAAUAUCCAAUGAUGCAAACCUGGCCCGUCCGAGUGCCUCGUCCUGUCAGCGACAAGCUGCCCGCCGAUGCGCCCUUCAUUGUCGGCCAGCGAGUCCUCGAUGCUCUCUUCCCGAGUGUCCAGGGUGGUACCGUCUGUAUUCCCGGUGCCUUCGGGUGCGGUAAGACGGUGAUUUCCCAGAGUGUGUCCAAGUUCUCGAACAGUGACAUCAUUGUGUAUGUUGGCUGCGGUGAGCGCGGCAACGAGAUGGCGGAAGUCUUGAUGGAUUUCCCAGAGCUUUCCAUUAAUGUCGAGGGCCGCAAGGAGCCCAUCAUGAAGCGCACCUGUUUGAUCGCCAACACCUCGAACAUGCCCGUCGCUGCCCGUGAGGCCUCCAUCUAUACCGGUAUCACCAUCGCCGAAUACUUCCGUGACCAGGGCAAGAACGUGGCCAUGAUGGCCGAUUCCAGUUCCCGCUGGGCCGAGGCUCUGCGUGAAAUUUCGGGUCGUCUGGGUGAGAUGCCUGCUGAUCAGGGUUUCCCUGCUUAUCUGGGAGCCAAGCUGGCCUCCUUCUACGAGCGGGCCGGUAAAAGUAGUGCCCUGGGCAGCCCCGAGCGCAAUGGCAGUGUUAGCAUUGUCGGUGCCGUUAGCCCGCCCGGUGGUGAUUUCUCCGAUCCCGUUACCAGCAGUACUCUUAGUAUUGUCCAGGUAUUCUGGGGUCUCGACAAAAAGCUGGCACAACGCAAGCACUUCCCCUCUGUCAAUACGGCCAUGUCCUACAGCAAGUACAAUGCGGUCCUGGACAAAUACUACGAGAAAGAGCACCCUGACUUCCCUCGCCUGCGUGAUCAGAUCCGUGAGCUUUUGACCAAAUCCGAGGAUCUGGACCAGGUCGUGCAGCUGGUCGGUAAAGCGGCGUUGGGCGACUCGGACAAGAUUACAUUGGACGUGGCAAGCAUGGUCAAGGACGACUUCCUGCAGCAAAACGGAUACAGUGACUACGACCAGUUCUGUCCACUGUGGAAGACUGAGUAUAUGAUGAAGGCGUUCAUGGGCUACCACGACGAAGCGCAGAAGGCCGUUGCCCAGGGCCAGAACUGGAGCAAGGUCCGCGACGCCACGACCGAUCUCCAGUCGGCAUUGCGGAGCAUGAAAUUCGAGGUGCCCGAGGACGAGCAAGAGGUCUCGGCCAAGUAUGAGAAGGUCCUGCAGUCCAUGUCAGACCGAUUCGCCUCGGUUUCGGAUGAGUGA